Solanum stenotomum is the source of this 825-nucleotide messenger RNA. RefSeq lists its product as uncharacterized. Bases 1 to 825 code for a protein of 274 amino acids. NCBI's taxonomy places the organism in Eukaryota, Viridiplantae, Streptophyta, Magnoliopsida, Solanales, Solanaceae. The transcript is spliced from 3 exons. The record is from RefSeq and is a predicted model, not a curated record.
AUGGCUACUCGAAGAGCUUAUUCUAGAAGGAAUGUGAAGGAGAAUGCGGAACAAGAAGCUCAUCCCCAAGAUCUUCAAGUUUCAGUUGAUCGUUUGGCCGAGCAAGUAACUAAUGCAGAGUUUAGGGCUUCUUUUCAAGUGUUGGCUCAAGCAGUGACGUCCCAAGCCAAUAGGGAGGUUGUGGUUGCCAUGAACCCAAAUGUAGGUACGGCGGCAUCUAAAGCAAGGGACUUCGCUAGGAUGAGUUCUCCGGAGUUUCAUGGUUCUAAGUUCAAAGAGGAAAAACUGAAGGAAAAGUCUUGGGAAACAAAGAGGGCUAAGACUGGUGAUGGUAAUUUCUCUCAUGCAAGAUUCGAUGGACAUGGUCGUCCUAGAUUUCGACAGAGGUUUCUUGGUCAAGAUACCUCCAAUGCUCCUCCUAAGUCCAACAAAGAAAGGGUGUCUAACCCUAAGAGUCAAGGAGUGAAUGGUAGUGGAUAUUCAUUGCAUAUGUCUACUUGUGGUAGGUGUGGAAAGAAGCAUGAAGGUAAGUGCCUAGUUGGCACAAAUGGUUGCUUCAGUUGUGGUAAGAAUGGUCAUAAGAUGACGGAUUUCCCAAAGCUCACGGCUAAAGGAAGAGAGGGCAAGCAAGCAAAUCCUAGUGAUUUGCGUUCCAAUGCACCCAAGAAAAAGCGAUUCUAUGCACUUCAGACUCGUGAGCUUAAUAUACUAGAUUUUGAUGCUAUUCUUGGGAUGGAUUGGCUGCACUCAUGUUAUGCUUCAUUUGAUUAUAGAACACGGGUAGUCAAGUUUCAGUUUCUGAAUGAGCCUGUCCUAGAGUUGUAA